ACAAAAUAUAUUUAUUUAAAAUUGCUAGGUACAAAGCAACUGAAUCAGGAGGGUUAGAUCUUAAAUUCUUAAUGGGUUGAAGGUAGACAUUAAAUUCAUCCACAACUAAUUUUUAACCUUGCAAUCACUCCUCAACCACCAACGACCAAACUCUUCCCAUCUAUAUAUACAACCUCUCAAUUAUCUAACCAAAGUACACAAACACAAGACCAGAAAAAAAAAACAGAAAGUAAACAUGAGAUCUCUCUUCUUACUAGCCUUGUUCCUAGUUCUUGCUUUUCACCAUGGUGAAGCAGCCGUGACUUGCAACAACGUGGUUGGUGAUCUUUACCCUUGCCUCUCCUACGUGAUGCAAGGCGGAAACUCCCCAUCAACUAACUGCUGCAGCGGUGUCAGAACGCUCAACAGUCAGGCUCAAACCACUGCGGAUCGUCAGAGCGUCUGCCGUUGCAUCAAAAAUGCUAUUGGAGGAGCCUCUUACUCUUCAAGCAACCUUAAAAAUGCUCUGUCUUUGCCUGCUAAGUGUGGUGUUAAUCUCCCUUUCAGUAUCAGCCCUUCCACCAACUGCAACAGUAUCCACUGAAAUAAGCAGAAGAUCCUAAAGGAAGCUACUACUACUACUACGAGAAGUUAGGACAUGGCUUGGUAGUAGUAACUACGUUGUUCAGUGAUGUAUCUUCACCUUUAUGUUCCUCAAGGUUCUAAUAAAAAUUAUCAAAAUGGAUUAUAGUUUCGACCAAA
Messenger RNA from Brassica napus (rape), 741 nucleotides. Its product is annotated as non-specific lipid-transfer protein 6-like. Gene Ontology annotation, cellular component: membrane. Gene Ontology annotation, molecular function: lipid binding. The record is from RefSeq and is a predicted model, not a curated record. The transcript has 2 exons. Gene Ontology annotation, biological process: lipid transport. Bases 236 to 583 code for a protein of 115 amino acids. NCBI's taxonomy places the organism in Eukaryota, Viridiplantae, Streptophyta, Magnoliopsida, Brassicales, Brassicaceae.